CUGAAGUUGCUCAGUUGUUUUCAGUCGUGUCGAAGGUUGUCAACUUGGCCGUAGGCUAUAAGAAAGCAUGAGACCCUGAGGAGACUUCAAAACAGAGGUUCAGAUGAAUCGGUGGCGGAGAUCAGUGGAUGAGAUUCAGGCCAGGAAACGGCAGGUCACAGAGUGUGAGCGUGCCCUGGAAGCCCUGUGCAAGGUGACUGCCUGUUUCCAACAGAUGGCCAUCUCUAUCGGAAGUAACUCAGAUGGCAGCUUUCUGAGAGAGGAGAUGGACGAGACCAGAGCACUGGCUCAUAGAAUCUGCACAGGGUUGCACAGACGCCUGGUCCCUCUAUUGACAGAGAGGUCAACUGAACCUGGACAAGAGGAUCGAUUACAGGUGCAGAGACUGUGGGUUCUUUUCCUCACUGGGCUAGAGAACCUCCAACAGGACUUGCACAAAGCCAGUGACUUAAUAGACCGCUUCCCUUUGAAACAGAGAAAUGACCGCCGGACCCUGGUGAACACAGGAGCUACAGAUGGGGUCACUGGGGUGUCUGCCCGAGCAGCUUCAGUCCAAACCCCGUGGCUAGCAGUAGAGGUGGAGCAAAACCCUGACCUAAAGACGCACAUCACCCAGAUUGACGUCCUGGUCAAGGAGAUGCUCCAGAAAGUCAGCAUUCCUUUCUGGGCAGUGGAGGCUACCCAAGAGGCCUGGGUGGAAGCCACUCAGUCUCAGGACGCUGCACACGAUCAAGAUGAGACUCUAGAAGAGAUGAUGGUGGUGUCCCAAGAUGACCAGAUGUCUGGGUGUUGUCAACCUCUAAACUGUAAGUUAUGGUGUAUGUUUUGUCUAUCGACCUGAAGACUGGGGUGUACUCAAACUGUUAAUGGUCAGUAAAACUUUGAAUAAAGCCUCAUUCAUACUGUACAUACACUGUGCAAUAACUACAAGUAGCUGUGUAAAAACUAAAAUGUGUUGUCCUGCAAUUUUAAAACGACAGUACAAAGGACCAGCAUUUUGCAUAGCGUCGUGUUGCGUACACAUAGCAUAAAUUAGGUUUUUACAUGCACAAGUCAUUUCUAUUUACUAAUGAAAAUUAUGAACGUUAAACAUCUUUAGAUGCAGUCAAAGAACUAACACAUGCUGUAAGGUAUGAUCAACUAUAAAGAUCUCCUUGAUAAAAGGAUAGAUUUGUAUGUUAAAGACCUUGUAUAGCAAUAACCUAGGUUAUCGAUUCAUUUUGUAAUAUGCUGACUACACCAGGUGGGUACAUCCAGCCACACAAGUAGGUUGAAAUAGCAAAAUAGUCAGUCUAAACAGUCACGGACAUUUAGCUCGCUAAAUGGUCCUGGGAUAUAAAAAUUGCGUUAUUUUUAUCUCCUUCAUAUGCCAUUUGGCAACCAACCUUAAGGUGCAUUACCAUCACCAACUGGACUUGAGAGUGUGGACCUAAAUUCAGCUUUCAAUCACCCACGUGGGUAAAUACUCCCAAAAACCAAUGACAAGAUGGUCUUGUGACACAAAUAGAAGUUGUAUUUUAGCGCCUGGCUACAGAGACACACGCGAGCAGUUUGGGUAAAAUUAUUGAACAUGUAUUUUGUAACAGGGCCGGUGUGGUCAGCAUGUUAGAAUGAACGUUGUAUUGAUUGCUUGAAAAUGUAUUAUGCAAACUAAAUAAAGUCAAAUGUUGAUUG
Messenger RNA from Oncorhynchus tshawytscha (Chinook salmon), 1674 nucleotides. Its product is annotated as regulator of G-protein signaling 9-binding protein. The record is from RefSeq and is a predicted model, not a curated record. Gene Ontology annotation, cellular component: neuron projection. NCBI's taxonomy places the organism in Eukaryota, Metazoa, Chordata, Actinopteri, Salmoniformes, Salmonidae. The coding region runs from base 104 to 841 and encodes 245 amino acids. The transcript is spliced from 3 exons. Gene Ontology annotation, biological process: G protein-coupled receptor signaling pathway.